Molecule: messenger RNA, 203 nt
Organism: Diversispora eburnea
Lineage: Eukaryota; Fungi; Glomeromycota; Glomeromycetes; Diversisporales; Diversisporaceae
Source: the annotation of a GenBank genome assembly
AAUCUAUUGUAUCUAAUAUUAUAAAUUCUACUUUAGAAACUGAAAUACAAGAUAAUGAUUUAGAAACUGAAACACAAGAUAAUAAUUUAGAAAUUGAAAUACAGGAAAAUGAAGAAGUAUCAAAUAAUAGUGAAGAUGAUGAAAAUAAUAAUAUAGAUAAAGAAGAUAUUUUUCAAAAGUUUACUGAUUAUUUAUCUGAAUAA